AUGGAGCAAUCCUCAUCAGCUGGUCCUGUACAAGUAGUGAGUAUAACAGAAGAUCAUAAAUUUGUACUGGAUGAAAAAAAAUUAAAACAAAUAUUAUAUCAUAAACGAGCAAUUGGAAAAAAAAUCUCACUUGUUUCAAUUGCAGGUGAUUUUCGUAAAGGAAAAUCAUUUAUGCUUGAUUUUUUUCUUCGUUAUUUACGAGCACAGAAUCAUACAGAAUGGAUUGGAAAAAAUGAUGAACCUUUGAAAGGUUUCGAUUGGCGUGGUGGUGCCACUCGACAUACAACAGGAAUGAAUAUGUGGAGUGAACCAUUUCUUGUAUCAUUACCAAAUGGAGAAGAAAUUGCAAUCUUUCUUAUGGAUACUCAAGGAACAUUUGAUUCAAAUUCAACUGUAUUUGAAAAUGCAUUUAUAUUUGCAUUAACAUUACUUGUUAGUAGUAUAACUGUUUAUAAUAUUAUGCAUAAUUUACAAGAAGAUAAUUUACAACAUUUAUCAUUUUUUGCUGAAUAUGGUGUUUUAGCAAUUGAUGCUUAUCAAACAUCACCAUUUCAACAAUUAACAUUUCUUGUACGUGAUUGGCAAUUUGAAUAUGAAACAGCGUAUGGUUUCGAUGGUGGUGAAGAUGUUUUAACAGACCGUUUAAAAAUUCGAGAAAAUCAACAUCGUGAUCUUGAAUUAGUUCGUACACGAUUACGUCAAUGUUUUCGUAAAGUUAAUUGUUUUCUUAUGCCACAUCCUGGUCUUAAAGUAACAAAUCGACGCGAAUUUGAUGGACGAUUAACAGAUAUUGAAGAAGAUUUUAAAAAACAAUUAUUAACACUUGUACCAGAAGUUUUUCGUUUAGACAAUGAAAAUUUUCUUAAAGAAAUUAAUGGUGAAAAAAUUACAUCAACAGAUUUAUUUGAAUAUUUUCGAACUUACUGUGCUGUAUUCGCAUCGGGAGUUUUGCCAACACCGAAAGCUAUGCUUGAAGCAACAGCUGAAGCUAAUAAUUUAGCUGCUAAAUCAACAUCAAAAGAAUUUUAUAUUCGCGCAAUGGAACAGCAUUGUGGUGGUGAUCGACCAUAUAUUCAUCCAAAUCAAUUAGAUGUUCUUCAUCAAGAAGUUCGUCGACAAGCUAUUGAAAAAUUUCGUUGUGCACGUAAAAUGGGUGGUGAAGAAAUGUCAUUAAAUUAUCAACAAGAUUUAGAAAAUGAAAUUCUUGAACUUUAUACUAAUUAUAAAAAACAUAAUGAUUCAAAAAAUGUUUUUGCAUUUAGUCGUACACCAACAACAUUUAUAUCAUCAAUGAUUAUAUGUUAUUUAAUAGCUGGUAUACUUGAUACAAUUUGGCUUGGUGGAAUUAAUUUUAUAUUUAUGUUUGCGUUUUGGGUUUGUUUUGUUCUAUUAUUUGUAUGGUUAUAUACAAAAUAUUCAGGUGAAUAUGCUGAAAUAGGAGAAUAUAUUGAUUAUUUUGCUGAUAUUAUUUGGAAUAAUGCAUUUCAACCAGCUUAUUCAAAAUGUU
This is a messenger RNA of Rotaria sordida, 1507 nucleotides long. Lineage: Eukaryota; Metazoa; Rotifera; Eurotatoria; Philodinida; Philodinidae. The record is from the annotation of a GenBank genome assembly.